Ceratina calcarata is the source of this 9326-nucleotide messenger RNA. It is a transcript of the gene bbg, whose product is annotated as PDZ domain-containing protein big bang. The transcript is spliced from 11 exons. Lineage: Eukaryota; Metazoa; Arthropoda; Insecta; Hymenoptera; Apidae. Bases 1824 to 8450 code for a protein of 2208 amino acids. The record is from RefSeq and is a predicted model, not a curated record. Gene Ontology annotation, molecular function: protein binding.
GUUUCUCAUUAAAAUUAAUUAGAUAUUUCUCUGUGUAACAAACUUAUAACAAGUCGUGAUCUAUAAAAGAUGAAAUCUUUGUAUAUAAGAAAUUUAUUUCAAACGACAUAUUGGCCGGUAUUCAUUAUUUAUUUUUAACAUCGUUUUAUGCAUUUGCUAUCCCUGUCCAUCAUCCCACGUUUCCUGUUCCUGUCUUGUACCGGAAACGGGGACUUAAGCAAAUACUUAAGGCGAUCUUAAAUAUAAGUAAGGACUCUGAAUACCGGCUAUUAUGUCACUGAAUAGGAAUGCAAUUUCUGAUAGUACGACGUCACACUAUUUGAAUUAUGAAUGAAAGACGAAAUCUAUGAGACGAUAUAAAAUAUGUGACACGUCGUGUCUGUGAAUGGGAGUAGAAUUCUGGAUAACUCGUAUCAGAGAAUAGUUGUCUAUGGUCACGACCCUAAGCCGACGAGCAAAAGGUUCGUGGUCGAUGAAGGAUAGACCAUAAUAUCCAGAGACGCAGAGUAAUAACAGCGCCGAGAGUGCCUCUGGCACUUUUCUCUCGCUUAAUCGUUAUGGAAAGUCGGAGGAUAAUAUGGGACGUCGACGCGCCGCGGAAUCUCGUAGGAUCAGUAUGCAGUCUCUGUUUUGUCUAUCUUUCUCGAAUGAAGAAACUUAAUGACGUCCCAAGACGAUUUUCCAACGAGCGAAAUGCAAUCAGUACAGAGCAUAGAAUCUUCUUCAAGAAGAAUUCCAUUUUCAAAAUUAUCCUAGUUUCCAAAAAUUUGUUCAGAUCAAAUUGGAUCGAGUGGUCGAUGCGGUGAGCAGGAUUACCAGUAUCGCUUAAUUGGUGCGUAACGCGACAAUACAAGUAUGUACGAGUCUCGAGCGGGGUGAAUGUUGCGGCAACGGAGGCGACCGCGGAUAACACGACCGCCACACCGCAAGAAUCUCGUUGGAUCGGAUCGCUGGUUAGAGUGUUGAACUAAGGUGCACCUUGAUUACCGUGCAACACGGGUAGCAUCGACUUUUUCGAAGUUUCAAUAUAAUUUUACAAUACAGGCUCGAAUUCUUUUAAAAUCCUGACUGAUUCAACGAGACCUGCAUGGAUAGAACAGUUUCUAGUCCUUCGAUGAGAACAUAGAAUUUUCAUCUGGUUCGAGCAAUGCAUUCAUCAGUCCUUUUAAACUCAUAAAAGAAUUUGCACGCAUUGAUUGAUUCUCGACAGGGCGACGAGAUCGACCGAUUUUGGGUGUGCAAAGGGGGUUAAAUUGGAAAGAGGACUCGCGUAGAGGUUCGAACUGAAAAGUGGGGACGCGGAAUGGGUACCGGCGCGGAGAAGCGGGAGGAACACGGAUGGGCGCCUCGCUCGCGGGUAAAGGAGGUUGAGUGAACGGGGUACGGAGACAGAGAGAGAGGAGACGAUGGACAAACAGAGAGACGCGAAGAGUGGGAGAGAAACAGGAGACGGUGUUUGUAAUCAAAGGGGCGAUCCGCGGCGCGGCGUGGAAGAAAGUCGGGCCUACUGUAGCCAGUCCGGCACGGCGCGUUGUCCCGAAUGCACGUCGAACCAUCGAUUUCCGCGUGUGCUGGCCACGUGAUAUCCCGCAGACGACUGUUAUCGCACCUAACUCGCGGUUUCCGACGUUCCCUCGGUCGCCGAUCCAGCGCGUGAUCCGCCGGUCCGGUAUCGGGACUUUAACGGUAUUACCGUUGGCUCAGCGAGCCCAGCCUGGUAACAAGUAGCAGGAAGAAGCUGCGAGUGCGGGUAGAUCACAUGGUUAGAUCUAGUGGUUGGAUCCCAGUUUGCUAUUACUCGGCCGACGAAAACGAGUCAAUGAAUGGGAGUGGCCAGCAUUCCGGAGUUAAAAGAUCAAUGGGAUGAAUGGGACCUGGCAUUGAGAACGAUCCGGAAAAUGGACGUCGUCAAGACCACAACGGAGAACUUCGUGACGGUGGUCAGCGUCGAUAGUCAGCCGCCACCGUCAGAGAAUUUCGUCACCGUUCUAUCGAUCGGUACCACCAAGAAAGAGGAAGAACUCACCACUGUAACCUUGAAGAGUCCGAGCAAUGGAAUUGACGGACCCCUCGAGGAAGAGGUCGAAGUGUACCGACUUCCCGGUGAGAGAUUAGGAUUCGGUUUGAAGUUCGAAGGAGGAAACAAGACCACGGAAAGGGUCCGGAGGCUGUUUGUUCAAAGCUGCGCGGAACAGAGUCCUGCGAGCAGGGCUAAGUGCUCGUGGGGAGCUUUAGGAGAAGGUGACGAGGUACUCUCGAUAGACGGUGUACCAGUGACACACAUGACUCGACUAGAUUGCGUGCGGCGUUUGAAGGAGUCGCAGCUGGUCAUCAAACUAAUGGUCAGGUGUAGGGGAGCGCUGAGACCCGAAGUGGUCAGUGCGGAGAAAAAGAAUUCCCCCGAGAAAUGCAAAGUACCGCCGGAAUUGCCGUCGGUACCGCCGCCCGUUCCGCCCCGAAAGUUGCGACAGGCUAGAGGUUUGGCCGACGGAGAGGCAAACCCGAGUCCCGUAAAAAAAUCUUGGAACAAAUCUCAGAACAGCUCGCAGAGCAGUUCUCAGAAUGGUUCUCCGAAUUCGCAAUCCGUUGGUCAAUUGGAAAAUAGCAAAUCGACGUCAUACGAAAGUUGCGACUCUUCUCCGAGAAGCGUAAACGGUUUCGUUGCACAAGAGAGUCCCAAAGGAUCGCCGAAGGAACGUUCACCGGAAUUAUCAAAAUCGAAGCAGGACCCUCCGGAAGCGAUGGUGUACGUGGACGCUCGGUCUCAGUGUGGAUCGACGCACGGAAGCACGUCGGACGACACGGGAAGCUCGAUGUCAACGGUGAUCGACCGUUUCUCAACCUCGGACCGAGUGUCGACCGUCUCGACCGUGUCGACAGCUUCUACGACCUCCGAGCAGCCUGGAAUCGAGCAGGACUUCGAUUCUCAGCCGGCCAAGACGAUCUGCCCCUUAGAGAACUUGGACGAUUGCUCCACGAAUCCUCCCGAUUAUCUCUUACGUCGUUUGGCCAAUUCCGCGGCGGUGACCCACGUGGAGUCGAAAGGGGAAAUAGAGAAGAUCACCGCAGUGGUGGCACCCAACACGGUCCUGAUCGAGGAGACGAUCACCUUUCAGCCUCCGCUGAGUUUCCAAGACGCGCCGUUGAGCUACGGUCACGAGCCGCGUCCGGAUCUUUUUUACACCGAUCUAGCCGCCGACUCGACGACGCAUUUCAGGCCAAUUAAAGACGACGUGGAGCUCGUCGAGCGCGUGAACAGCGAGGAAUUCCAAGAGAAGCGAAAGGACAGAACGCCUCCGCCUCUGCCCGCGAGGAAUCACGUUAACAGGAUCAACGUCAAUCAAGAGCCGCGUUCUCAGAACGAGGAGACCAAGGAACAGGACGCACCUGUGCUACCGCCUAAGCCGAUGCCCAGGAGGGACGUCAAGGCCAGGAGGAAGAGACCACCGCCUCCACCGCCGCCUCCUCGAACCGAAACGAAACCUUCCUCGCUGCCCGAGUCUAGGCAAACGAGUUUCGAGGACGAUGAACCAUGCUCAAAAGACGAGAGUGCUCAAUUUGAGGAGAAUAGGUCAAGGGCUGCGGACAGAAAGGAGUCAGAAGUCGACUCGACACCGUCCAAUAGCAAUGUAGACGAAAACUUGGAUUUGGAGAAGAAGAGAAUCGUGGAAACGGAUGAUACCGAGUCAAUGGAGAAUUACGAUCUAAAAGAAGAUGAAGGACUUCGGACUAAUAAGAUAAUCGAGAUCAUCGAGAUCAGAAAAGCUAAAGCUGUUUCUCGCAGGAACGAAGAUGAACUUAAAAACAAAUCUAAUCAUUAUAAUAAUGAUAGUGAAACGAAGGAGAGGCCCAAACCAGAGAUCAGAACUUCUGUUACCAUAUCGAAGAUCGAAGAUUCUGACGAGGAACAUGAACAAGUUACGAAGUUCAAUGAACCCAUAGAAGAGCAGGACGACAAAGAUUUUAUAAGUGAGAAUUUAGAAGCGAAUGAAAGAGAGAUUUACGGACGACGAGAGAGCAACGAGAGCGACGACUCUUAUAGAUCGUGUAACGAUAUCAGUUUGAGAAGUAUUAGUCGCAAUUCCAGUAAUGAAGAAACCAUCGAUGAGGACGAUACGACCGAUGAAAGUGACGAAGGAGAUUAUUACUGGCAGAGUAACCUGGCCACUAUUGGCGAAGAAGAGGAGACGAAUUCUCUCGAAUACACAAACACAAACAAAGUUGCGAGCGACAGCGAUUCGAAUUCCACAGGAAAGGCCGAGGAAUCGUGCAAGAACGACACGUACGAUGCAAACGCGCGGAAUGACGAGGUAGAGAACGAGAAUCGAACCACACGCUUCGCCGAGGCUGUCGCUGAAAAUCCUCAAGCAGAGACGGUAAAUGGUAGGAUGGACAACUGCGGAGGCGGUCAGCGCCUGCCCCCGGACGGGGACGAGUUCCCAGCUGCCUACCAAGAGUUCGGUGGCAACAGCCAGCAGCAGUACCGUUUCGUGACGACUGGCACAACGCCGACGAGGACGUCGACGAUGAACGGCCGUCUCGUUUGCGACGAGAGCGAAUCGUUCAACGACUUCAAACUAAUCGAAAAGAGCGUCAUUAUGCCGGACAACAGAUCCACGAGCGUGGAAGAUAAGAUCGGUCUGCCGAGUAUCGAGAUAAACGGGAAAAUGAGCGUCGACGAGACGGACAACCAGAUGAUGGUACCCGAUGUCAAGCCGUCCGACGACUUCGUUAAAAAGGCCGCGGCCGUGACCAACUACGCCAGCUACGGGAACCAAGGUAACGGUAACGUGUUGUUGGCUGAGAAGAAGAUCGAAAUCACGGGGUACUAUCAUAAAGACGCGCCGGGUGUCGAGGAGGAACGCGAGAAGGAGCCGGACACACCGCCACCCUUGCCGCUCACAGGUCCACCCAAGCUGGAAACGAUUCCUCCUCCCUACACGAGAAAUCCGAUCGUAGAACCGACGCAGAGAAAGUAUUCACUGAACGGUGAACUCUGGAGACAAGAUGACAAAUCUGAGAGAUCCGUCAGAGAUAAAAUCGCGAUGUUCUCCUCUCAGAGCAGUUUAGACGGACCCUUGUUCCCAAACCCAGUAAUCGUCCCGACUCCGACGAGCAGGAGAUUGUCGAAAUACAAAUCGACGGAGGACGUCUGCAGCGACGAGAAGAAUUCGACUCAAAAGGAAAGAACUUUCUUCGCUGAUAGAACGCAAAGUUCGUUUGAUCUGACCGAUUCGGGUAGAAGCGUGGAUCCCGCGAAGAAGUACAGGCGAACGCCCAGUGUGACGCAGAGUUCUCCAGUGAGCUCGCCGACGGUUCACACGUCCAAGACGUUCCCCAUCGUUCCACAAAAGCCACUUACAACUACACCGUUGAUAAGUUCGUUCGAGACUCCCAAAUCGCCGGUGAAGAAUUAUUCAUUGACGAGCCAGAGUCCUCCAAUCGUCACAUUGAAGCCUAUCACCACGCCCGCGUUAUCUCGUGCUACGAGUUUUUCCGGAUCUAUACCGUACGGCCAGAAUUCAGGGACCAGUGAUCAGUCGGCGGGACCCCAGAUUACGAGAACCAGCUCGCUGGCGUCUACGUUUACGAGGCCCAGCGAGGAUAUAAGAAGGACCAGUUUAAACCAGCUGAUCGAACAGAGGAGGAGAUCGAUUUCGAAAUUGAGGGGUUUAGUUAUUCCAGAAAAAGAAGCUAUUCCGAUUGAUACGCCGAUCGUCGAUCUGCCGGAAAUCAAGUCGAGGGAUUCGAUACUUUUGCACCAGCUUCCAAAGGCGAGUAUUCAAGAUAAAUGGGGUUCCCAGAGUUCUUUAGCGAGCAACGCGAGCACAGCUAGCAUGCCUUUGAAAGCCACAACGUCUUUCAAGAUGCCAGCACCUCAGAUUCACUCGAAGUACUCUCCGGCUUUCAAGAGAAAGAGUCUAGCAGUUUACGGCUCGCCCACCACCGUAAAUACGAAAAGUUCCCCGGCUACGACGACUGGUACCACGCCUACGAUCUCCGAGCCUCCGAAGAGCCUCGAGAGCAUCUGCAGUCCGACGAGAAGUGACUACAGUUUCGAAUUCGCUUCGGCGACCAGCUCGCCGGAAGGCUUGCGCAACAGACCGAAAGCCGUGCAAAGAAAAUCGAGAAUGGAUUACGACGAUUCGGACAAUGAUUCGGCAGUGAGCAGCUCGCAGAGCAGCAUCUCUCGCGGCUUUAGUCCUCCCAUGUCCCCCGUACCUUCGGAACGAUCCACAGUCUCAUCCGAGAGAUCGUACGUUUCUACGGAAACUAAUUAUCAACGACGAGCCAUAAUCAUGGACAGUCCCAGGACUUAUCCGAGGGAAUCUAACGUGGAGUUAAGAUCGAACAUCCUCGGUGAUAGGACUUUCGUUUCGGAGAGAUCGUCGUCGAGCAGCAGCAGCUCCGACGUUCGAUCGCCCAUCACGGAUUCCAGGACCUCUCAGAUUCCUCAGAGGCAGCUGAAGCGAUCCAAUAGUACUGAUACCAAUUGCAGCACCUCUUCGACUCUCACCUCCGGUUCGCAGGCGAGCGCGGAGUCUCUGUCUAGAAGAGUGUUGAAACCGCAGAGCGUAGAGGCCAUCAAUCGGAAGAAUAUUCUAGCCAGCGCGAGGUGCAGGAGUGGCAGGGAUUUGAACGGAUCGCCAUUGAUUCAGAGGAAGUUCCCGGAUGAAGUCUCUAGGUCCACUAUCGCUGAGAACGGUGACAAUUAUCAGAGGAAUCGUGCGAAGGAAACUUUUACACAGGAUGUAAAGAUCGCUUAUAUCGAGGUAACAGAUUCUUACGAGGAGGACGAAAUGUUCCAGAAGGAAGCCGAGGUUUCGGAAUUGUGUCCGAAGAAAAGUGUGAUUCCUACGACAGUGAGGUCGUCGAAGUUCGAGAUGAUGGAGCCAUCGAAUGAUUUGAAGAUGUGGGUGCGUACAGAGGCGAAAGCUCUGGUCAGAUCGAAACCCAACGAGAAACCGACGAAUAAAAUCGAGAAAAAAUCCGAGACUGAUAGCGCGAAUAAUACUUCGGUGACUCAUAAUAAAUCGGUGAUCGAGGAGACGAAAUCGGCAUCGAUAAAUAGAAAGGAUGAAUCCGUGCAACGGUGCGUCUCGAAUAUUCCCUUGAAGAAACCAACAGACGAUCAGAACGAUCUUUUGACCAUCCUUACGACGAAGAGUAGGUCCAGAUCGGCGAUACACGUAGACGACGGGAGUUUCGGUCGGUCGAAGAGUCAAAUGAGUUUGGAAGACAUCUUGAGCGCGAAGACGGAAAGCAAGUUAUCGCGGAAUCAGAACGAAACGAAGAUCGAGAAGAACGGCCAGGGAAGAUCGUGGGAAACGAGAGACAGUCGAUACGUCAGGAGAUCUUCGUCCACUCUGAACGAUUCUUGGAACGAAGAUAAGUCUCAAAGCUCGAAGAUUCCGACGCUAGGGAAAUCCAGAUUAGCCGACAGCAGCGGUGAUGAGACGACGGAAGUCGAGAGAUCGAAAACGUCUCUUUUGUCAAAGAUCCCGACUAGUCGGAGUUUGAAUCGAAGGAGCGCAAGUGUCACGGACAUGAAGAAAGCGUUGGAAGCAAGUCCCACUGGUCAGGCGACCACACCGCCUUCGCAUAACCGAUUCCCGAGCUUAGACAGCAGCGUGGACGAGAACGUUUCUCCAUCUGGUACGGACAUGGACACGGACAGAUGCUGCAGCGAGCAGUUCGGUAGCAUCAGUUCAUUAGCCAGCAGCACGAGCUUAAUCUCGCAGCAAGAACUGGCGCAGCUGGUGGAAGAAGCGAGCCUCGAGGAGGCUCGUGGUGCUCACGAUGUGGUGGUCGUAUUGCUUCACAAGGAAAAUCCCACGGGUAGCGUCGGGAUCGCUUUAGCCGGGGGUGCUGACUGCGAGAUCAAGGAGAUCACGGUUCACCGGGUGCUGGCUCAUUCCAUAGCUGACAAGGAUGGUCGCGUGCAGCGGGGAGACAGAAUCCUUAGCAUAAACGGUAGAAGUACGCAGGGUCUCACGCACAGGGAGAGCAUAGCGGUACUGAAGCAGCCUAGAUCAGAAGUCGUCCUCGUUGUUUCAAGAUCGAGAACGGAGGAGGGGUGUAAAUUGAAGUCACGGACCGCGAGCGUCGAAACAAUCAUCGAAGGAUUCGAGACGAACGAGAUCGUUGAAGAUACUGCGUGGGGUCCGCCUUCAGUCGUAGCGGUGUACAAAGACGGAGCUGGUCUAGGAUUCAGUCUCGAAGGGGGCAGGGACAGUCCUCUCGGCGACAGGCCGUUGAUGAUCAAAAAAAUAUUCACCGGAGGUGCUGCCGAAAAGACUGGUGCCUUGAAGGCAGGGGACCAAUUGUUGGAAGUAAACGGGUACGACGUGACGCGGAUGUCGAGGAUCGAGGCUUGGUCCUUGAUGAAGAAGCUACACGACGGCGAAGUGAACCUCCUAGUCAGGCACCCUGCCACCAAAUCCUCGUGAAUGGUAGAGUCAAUUAAUAAAUAAACUCGUUGCAACACCUUCUGAUCGACUCGCGAUUCGAACGGGUAUGAAUAAUUAUAUCGGUUCGAACGAUCUCUUUACUGAUUCUCACGCGGGUACUUAGCAUUUUUUUACUUUGAAGAAAGUAAAGUUUCGUCGGAACGCUACUUAGAACUCGUGCUUACGCGUAUUGUUGAUUAUUGUUUGAAUCGUCUCGUUUUUUCUUUAUCUUCUUUAUUUGUUGUAGCAUUCAACUAUAUAACUUUAGCAUUUGUUUGAAUACGUUUGAUUACUGUAAAGCAGAGCAGCGCUUCUUCUGAUCGCCCGUUAUGUUACUUCUCGCUCCACGAAGUUAAUUUAAACGGAGGGUGAACGAAGAUUGAAAAUUUGUAAAUAAGAAUUCGAAAUGCAAUUGAUCUAAAAAAAGAUGGCUAUAUAAUAUAAAAAGAAGAAAUGUUAAUAUAAUGUAUUACUGACUUAUUUAAAUGUAGACUGACGUUCGUUUCUAGGUUUGCGUUUAUUAAAAAUUAUGCUGUGAUAUGUAUGUGUGUUAAUAUAAAACUAAGAAGCAUUAAUAAAAGAACGGCUCAUCUUCGACGAACUCCCUGACAAACGAUAAAUGCUAUAAAAAAAUAGUUCAUUCUAAGAUUUAACGGUUUUUUUUAUAUGACUAAAUUGCAAAGGUGUCGGUGUGUAAGUACUUGAAUCCAUGUUUUGCGGCUUUGGUUCUAAGGAUGAGAGGAGAUUCAAAAACGCAAUCCGUUUAAGGAAAAAAAACCUAUUUUAUAUACGCAGCGAACGAAUCCGCUUGUAAAUUAUCAUGUUACAUUACAUUGUAAAAACAUUAUACAUUCAACAACGUUAAUACCAAUAAUA